AUCACUGUAAGGCACUACUUGGGUGAUGAAUGGUACAAGUGCGUUCUGUUAUACAUAAUUCAGACACUAUUCCAUUUGGAAUCACACUGGAAUGGAGGCAUUGAUAAUUUCCAAGUAAAUGAAUAUGCGUGAUAAAAUGAGGAAAUGGAGGGAAGAAAACUACCGAAACAGUGAACAGAUAGUGGAUGUUGGAGAAGAGUUAAUUAAUGAAUACGCAUCUAAACUAGGAGAUGACAUUUGGAUAAUAUAUGAACAGGUGAUGAUUGCUGCCCUGGACUGCAGUCGAGAUGAUUUGGCAAUGUUUUGUCUUCAGGAGCUAAGGCGACAGUUUCCUGGGAGCCACAGAGUAAAACGAUUAACUGGAAUGAGAUUUGAAGCUAUGGAAAGGUAUGAUGAUGCCAUCCAGUUAUAUGAUAGAAUUUUACAAGAAGAUUCAACUAACACUGCAGCAAGAAAGCGUAAGAUUGCCAUUCGAAAAGCCCAGGGGAAAAAUCUUGAGGCCAUCCGAGAGCUGAAUGAGUAUCUGGAACAAUUUGUUGGAGACCAAGAAGCUUGGCAUGAACUUGCAGAACUUUACAUCAAUGAACAUGACUAUGCAAAGGCAGCCUUCUGCUUAGAGGAGCUUAUGAUGACUAAUCCACACAACCACUUAUACUGUCAGCAAUAUGCUGAAGUUAAAUACACUCAAGGGGGGCUUGAAAACCUUGAGCUAUCAAGAAAGUAUUUUGCACAAGCACUGAAGCUUAACAACAGAAAUAUGAGAGCUUUGUUUGGACUAUACAUGUCUGCCAGCCAUAUUGCUUCCAAUCCAAAAGCAAGUGCAAAAAUGAAAAAGGAUAAUAUGAAAUAUGCCAGCUGGGCAGCUAACCAAAUAAACAGAGCAUACCAGUUUGCAGGUCGCAGUAAGAAAGAAACUAAAUACUCUUUGAAGGCAGUGGAAGACAUGCUGGAGACCCUGCAAAUCACUCAGUCUUAGGUUGGCAGAGAGAUCCGAUAUUAAAUUUUCCAAUUCUUUGAUCAACCUGUAAUGACAUAUGGGUUAUGUUACUCUAGUGCUGUUAAAAGUUAAUUUUGUAUUGAUUAACAUGCUAUCUAAAGUAAUGUUUUAUGAAAAGUAAAAUGCCUAUUUAUUGCUGCUAUGAAAAAUAUGAUGAAUAGCCACUGAAAUGAAUAACUUAUCCAUGAAGACAACGUAAAGAAAUGACGUGCUGCACAUCAGUCUCUUCAGAUUUUUGUAUUUACAGUAACUGCUUUUAAGCCAUAAUUUGGAGAAAUAAACUUGUUGAAUGAUUAAA
This is a messenger RNA of Calidris pugnax (ruff), 1295 nucleotides long. It is a transcript of the gene EMC2, whose product is annotated as ER membrane protein complex subunit 2. Bases 119 to 976 code for a protein of 285 amino acids. The transcript is spliced from 11 exons. Gene Ontology annotation, cellular component: EMC complex. Gene Ontology annotation, biological process: protein folding in endoplasmic reticulum. Gene Ontology annotation, molecular function: protein binding. Lineage: Eukaryota; Metazoa; Chordata; Aves; Charadriiformes; Scolopacidae. The record is from RefSeq and is a predicted model, not a curated record.